AUGUGCACUGGUGCUGAAUCUCGAGGAAUUGUAGAAGGUAACCCCGUGAACAAUUCCAAGGAUGGCCAUGAGAAUGGAAUGAGAAGCAGAGAAGGUGGUGAAGGAACAAGAAACUGUGGUUGUGGCAGAUUUCUUCAUGACCUUCGUCAACAAUUACAUAACCUAAAGGAACUUUUGCCUACACUUUCUCUCUCUGAGGUUCGUAAUAACUAUAUCUCUUCUUCUCUGUGUAUGUGUGGUCUUUGUUCUGCAAGUCCUUCUGCUGCCAUGAUUCCACUUCUUAAAGAGGUUUCAUAA
Messenger RNA from Sphenostylis stenocarpa, 297 nucleotides. Lineage: Eukaryota; Viridiplantae; Streptophyta; Magnoliopsida; Fabales; Fabaceae. The record is from the annotation of a GenBank genome assembly.